Cooperia oncophora is the source of this 285-nucleotide messenger RNA. The record is from the annotation of a GenBank genome assembly. Lineage: Eukaryota; Metazoa; Nematoda; Chromadorea; Rhabditida; Trichostrongylidae.
AUGGAUUCAAGAACGAAUUCCACCAGACGAUCCUAUCCGAAUCAAAUCGCUCUCGAACUACAAAGAGACCCAAAAUCUAGGAAAAGGCAGAUUUGCAUUGCAUGCAGUAGCAAGCCCAUGAUUAUUGUCCAGGUUGUUAAAUACCUCAACACAUCAAAAAUGGUCCAUGAGACGGUAAAACGUGUACCGAUGGAGCUGUUUGAUCAUUGGAGCCAGUCCGACUAUCGCAUUUCGCAGGCAUGUUGUUCACGAAUUUUUGACCUGACUUUUUUUGCAUCAGUUUGA